Molecule: messenger RNA, 423 nt
Organism: Spirodela intermedia
Lineage: Eukaryota; Viridiplantae; Streptophyta; Magnoliopsida; Alismatales; Araceae
Source: the annotation of a GenBank genome assembly
AUGGGAUCAAGAAUUGCAAAAAAUCACCUGGAGGUAUUGGAGACUGAUGCAGAACAAAUUAAGGAAGAAUAAAGGCAUACGAGAGAGGAGCUACAGAAAUCAAAAUCAGAAUCGACAGAUCUGCAACAACAAUUCCUUCAACGGAUGGACGAGAAGUUUGACGAAUUGAAGAAAUCCAUCAGUGAAAAGCUAUUAGCAUUAGAAAAGAAGGAUCCAACAGCAAAUAUGACAUCUGAAUCAGUCAGAAACUCUCUAGAGAAUGAGCAACAGGAGAGAGGCAAUUCACAACCUGAGGUACCAACUUUUGUACCAGUUUCAAAUCAAAUUUCGGACGAAAACAAACAAGUAAAGAAAAGAGAUCUCAACAUCUUCAAAAGAAGCAAUCCGGAAGGAUGGCUCCGAUGUGUAGAGAGAUAUUUUUGA